CUGGCGGCGAGCCCCGUGCUGCCGCCGCCGCCUCCGCUCCGCCCUGGCCUCCCGCUGCCAGGAGCCGGCCUCGCUCGGGGAGCGGAGGCCGCGGGAUGCCGGGGGGGGGGCUGCGGGCGGCCGAAGCGGGCCGGUUGCUGCCUCCUCGGGAUCCCCGCUCUUGUUCCCGUCCCGUUCCGUCCCGCCCGGUCGGGCAAAGUCCUCCGCCAUGAACGGGGAGAGGGGAGGCAGCCGCUCGGCCUUCCCCGGCCUCCCAGGGGAGGUGGUGCUGGAGGAGGCUGCGGGAGUCCGGCUGCGGUGCCGCGAAGGGGACGGCUCGGUGCCGGGCACCUUGGUCUGCACCAACCUCCGCGUCGCCUUCCUGGCCGCCCCCGGGCAUGGCGUGCAGCCUCCCGGCUCCGUUGCCCCCCUGCAGAGCGAGCACAACGUGGCGCUGCCCUGCAUCCGCAAGCUGGUGGCAGGCAGCAGCUUCACCAAGCCCAAGGUGCUGACGGCCGCCUCCGUCCUCAAGUUCAUCCCCGAGGAGCUGCUGAUUUUCUGCCGGGAUUUCCGCCUGCUGCGCUUCCACUUCCACGAGAACGGGCUGGCGCCCCAGGCGUACCGGGUGGCCAACGCCAUCGCCCAGGCGCGGGAGACGGCCACGUGGCCGGGGGACGGCGGGGACGGGGACGGCUGCUCCCGGGCAGAAGCCAAGGCGGAGGACGAGGAGGAGGAGGAGGGUGAAGAUGAGGAAGGCUCGGCCCCGACGCUGCUCUUCGAGAGCCUCCACGACUGGGAGAAGGAGCUGAAGCGCCAGGGCGCUGCGGGCUGGAGGGUGAGCGCCAUCAACGAGCGCUUCGACAUGGCCCCCAGCCUGCCCCGCUACCUGUGGGUGCCCAGCGGGCUCCUGGACCACGACCUCAAGCGGACGUUCGCCCACUUCGAGGAGCGCCGCGUGCCCCGGCUGUGCUGGCACCACCCGGGCGGCAGCGACCUGCUGAGAUCCGCCGGCUUCCACGCGGCCUCGGAGCCGGGGAGUGAGGACGUGAGGUGCCUGGAGGCGCUGCUGCGGCCGGGCCGCGGGCCGUGCGUGCUGGCUGACGCCGCCGAGCUGCCCACCCUGGCCGACAUCCAGCUCGCCCACCUCAAGCUGUGGGCACUCUGCCUGCACGGCGCGGCGGCCGAGGAGAAGUGGCUCUCGGCGCUGGAGGCGACGCGCUGGCUGGACCACGUCCGCGCCUGCUUGAGGAAAGCCGUCGAGGUGGCAUCGCUGCUGGCGGGGCGCCGCUGCUGCGUCCUCCUGCAAGAGCCCUCCGACCGCGACCUCAACUGCCUGCUGGCCUCCCUGGUGCAGCUCCUGGUGGACCCCCAUGCCCGGACCCUGCCCGGCUUCCAGAGCCUGGUGCAGCGCGAGUGGGUGGCAGCCGGCCACCCCUUUCCCCGCCGCCUCGGGCUGCGGCGCGACAGCCCCCGGGAGGAGGCUCCCGUCUUCCCGCUGUUCCUGGACUGCACGUGGCAGCUGGUGCGGCAGUUCCCGGCGGCCUUCGGCUUCACCGAGGCGUUCCUGCUGGCCCUGCACGACAGCAGCUUCCUGCCCUACUGCGGCACCUUCCUCUUCAGCUGCCAGCGCCAGCAGGGCCGCGGCGGCCCGCAGCAGCCCCGCAGCCAGACCUACACGCCGGUGAACGGCUGGUGGGACCCCCCCCCCGGGCAGGGGGGCAGCGCCACCAGCCGCCUGCCCCCGGUCUGGGACUGGGCCCUGCGCUACAGCCCCCAGCAGCGGGCGCGAUUUCGGAACCCCGCGGGGGUCCCCAGCACCCUGGGACCCCCCGACACCGUCACCCCCCAGACCACGGGCACGGUGAGCUGUGGGGUGGGGGGGGUCUGGGGGGGCUGCCGCGGGCGCUUCGCCCCGUCUCAGGCCGGCCUGGCGGAGGAGCUGACGCUGCUGCAGGACCGCCUCAGCGCCUGGCAAGCGCAGGGACCCCGCACCAGGGCCGCCGGCAGCCCCCUGGCACCGUCGCGAUGA
Molecule: messenger RNA, 2008 nt
Organism: Oxyura jamaicensis (ruddy duck)
Lineage: Eukaryota; Metazoa; Chordata; Aves; Anseriformes; Anatidae
Gene: MTMR11
Product: myotubularin related protein 11
Source: RefSeq, a predicted model, not a curated record